Ipomoea nil (Japanese morning glory) is the source of this 1121-nucleotide messenger RNA. Its product is annotated as vegetative cell wall protein gp1-like. Bases 86 to 910 code for a protein of 274 amino acids. The transcript is spliced from 4 exons. NCBI's taxonomy places the organism in Eukaryota, Viridiplantae, Streptophyta, Magnoliopsida, Solanales, Convolvulaceae. The record is from RefSeq and is a predicted model, not a curated record.
CAAUUAACUUUUAAAACAUAUAUUCAUUAAGGCCAUAAAUGGUUUGCGAUCUCUCCAUUCUCAGCUUGUUGUGAAACUAACAAACAUGUUUUCAUCAUCAUCAAUGGGUUGUCAGAUAAUGAUAGUAAUUUGUAUGGGUAUGAUUAUUGUUGGGGCAAAUGGGCAAAUAAACACUCCUUGUACCAAUUCAAUAGUGAGCAGCUUCACCCCUUGCUUCAACUACAUCACGGGAAGCGGUGCCAAUGGGUCUUCUUCCCCCACUCAAGACUGCUGCGAUUCACUCAAAUCUAUCAUGACUAACAUGAUAGACUGUGCCUGCCUUAUAAUCACCGGAAACGUCCCUCUUUCUAUACCAUUUGUCAGAACUUUGGUUCUCAACCUUCCUCUCCAACAAUGCUCUUCUGGUGUCCCCGUCCAGUGCAAAGGUUCAGGCGCCCCUCUAUCAGCCCCAGGAGGUUCGGUGGGGUUGACGCCUGCUUAUUCGCCUCAACCUCAUCAUCACCACCAUCAUCAUCAUCCUGCUCGACCCCAACCUCCUGCGCUUGCUCCGCAUAGCUCAAGAGUUUCAAAAAACUCUAUGGCACCAUCACUGGCAGUUGAGGCUCCUGCUCUUGCUCCUGCUUCUGCAGAAACAGUAGCAACACCACCAUCACCACCACCACCGACAGAUGGACAACCUAACAAAAAGUCUUCACCCGUAGCAUCUAAAGAAAAGGGGACACCUCCACCAAUGGCUGCACCACUAGUCCCCAACCCCAAAAAAAUUCCAGCUGGAAUGAAUCCACUACUUAACCCCUCAAAAACAUCAUCACCUCAUCAACCUAAUUCAUCUCCUCCCAUUAUUUCACCUUCAUUCCACUCUCUUUCGCCGCUAUUGCUUUUUGUACCACUAUCCCUAAUCUUCCUUUAAUUUGUCAAUCAUUAUUCCUAGCUUAUUAUUAAUUUCCAUUCCAACAAUUUAUUAUAUAUUAUAUAUUAUAUAUUAUAUAUGUGCGUUGUACCUGUACGUACGUGCAUGCCAAUAUAAUGUAUAUGUAACCAAACGUAUGACUCAUCCCAGUAGCUAGCUAGCUAGUCGGAAUGUUAUAUUGCAAAUCAAUGCUUAUUGUUUUAUUGUCCCA